AUGAGCAACACGGCAGACCCUUCGUUCCGAGAGGUGAAGGCGCGGCAGGGCGGCCCUUCGACUCGCGCCGCCGACUUGUUCCGUCUUGAUGGUCGCACAAUUAUCAUAACUGGCGGUGCUGGCUAUUUGGGCGUCGAGGUUGCUCAGGCGGUCCUGGAGGCUGGAGGUAACCCUGUGUGCCUCGACAUUGUCACGAGUCCUCCGAGCGAACCCUGGAACCAAUUGGUAAAACUCGCCUCUAGAUUUGGCCUGCAAUUAUCGUACUAUCACUUAGACGUAACCGACGGGAGCAGCACCACGGCUGUGUUCCAACAGCUCGUGCCGACCCUCAAAUAUCCCAUACGAGGCCUUGUAGCCUGCGCCGGCGUGUCCGACAAUGAUCCGGCACACGAGUUCUCUAUCGAGCGCUUCCGCCGCCUCAUGGAGAUCAACGUCACCGGCACAUUCGCAGCGGCUCAAGCUGUGGCUCUGGAGAUGAAGAAGGCCAAUGUGGACGGCAGCAUGGUCUUGGUUGCAAGUAUGAGCGGCACAAACGUCAACAGGGGAGUCGACACGGCCGCGUACAACUCUUCCAAGUCUGCAAUCUUGCAACUUGCGCGGUCGCUGGCGGCUGAAUGGGGAUCGCGGAAGGGCAUGCCUCUAAUUAGGGUCAACAGCCUAUCGCCAGGAUACAUUAGGACCCCCGCUACUGCUGAGGCACUGCGUAAGCCUGGCAUGGAGAGUCAGUGGAUGGGAGACAACAUGCUGUACCGACUGAGCUCUGUGGACGAGUUCCGAGGUCCGGUGCUGUUCCUUUUGGGAGAUGCGAGCAGCUUCAUGACGGCGGCAGACCUCCGGGUCGACGGCGGCCAUUGUGCAUGGUAG
Molecule: messenger RNA, 864 nt
Organism: Colletotrichum karsti
Lineage: Eukaryota; Fungi; Ascomycota; Sordariomycetes; Glomerellales; Glomerellaceae
Product: short chain dehydrogenase reductase family
Exons: 3
Coding region: 1-864 (287 amino acids)
Cellular component (GO): intracellular anatomical structure
Molecular function (GO): oxidoreductase activity, acting on NAD(P)H, oxygen as acceptor
Source: RefSeq, a predicted model, not a curated record